AUGCCUUAUUUCAGCAGUCUCCUAUUGAACCUCUCACAACAGCAACAACGAGAAUCAGUCAAGAAUUUAUCGUCAUCACCAAUCAAGACUGAAACUAGUGAUAGUGACAUCAAUAACAAUAAUAAUUUGAAUAUUGGUGUUGAUAAGCAGCACCACAAUCAGAUUGUAACUACCUUGGCAGAGUGUCAUCGCAUCGAAGAAGAACCCCUUCUCAGCGAGAAACUUCCCACCUCGUGCUCAGUUGCCACUCCGAACUCGUGUACGAAUUCGACCAGUUCGGUGAUCAGUACCACUUCUAACUCCCCGCCUCGAUCCACACCUCACUCGCAGCCCCCUCUCUCUAUCAGUCCUAUCUUGGCUGAAAUAACCACUUCAACACCGCCAACCGGAUCCUUCUGUCGUGCCCCAGGUCUCGGCCCACUCCCUAUUCCCGAUCUCCUUAACUCGUCCUCGUCAUCGUCAUCUCAAUUACCGUUAGUGUGUGCAAUAUGUGGCUUCUCAUGCAACUCCAAGUUCCAUUACAAUUCACAUAUGAAUACACAUGGCGAUCAUCAAUGUACGAUGUGUGAUUAUACGUCUCGAACAGAGGGUCGUUUGAAGAAGCAUAUGCGUGAUUCACAUACCAUUCAAGAGCAGAUGGCUGCAGGACUUGAUGUUGAGAUUAUCGCAUCUUCCUCUCAACUGUUCAGCAGCUCGUCGACCAGCUUGGCGUCAAACACCCAACUUGGCACAACUAUGACUUCUGUGCUCGAAGCAGCUAACCUUGCAGCCGCAACCCAACUCGCCGCUGCAAUGCAUGCUGCCUCAUCCUCCAGUAGCACCUCACCCAAUUAUACCUCCACCCCUCCAUCCUCUACUUCCGAUGAUCAUCAAACUGCUAUUACUUCAUCUGCUUCUCAUUCCCUUCUCCCAUCAGCCCUCGAUCAAAUCCGAGCAUUCACCGAAAAUCCGAGCAUUUUACCUGAUCUCUCGUCGACCAAUCUUGCCUCAGCCCUGAUGUCCCAUGGUCUUCUUGGGACUGCACCCCCCAUCUCAGAAGCAUCUACAUCAUCCCCUACCGAAGAGCAACAAGCAUCAGCAAGUUAUUCUCUCACCAUCAGCGGGUCUUCUUCAGAACGUCGAAGCAGUGGCAGUAAGCCGAAGACGUAUAAGUGUAAGCAGUGUAGUCACGUGAGUGCAUCGAAAGAAGAUCAGUGGGUUCAUGCGCGAACUCAUAUUCCUGUUGAGAAGCAGUUGGGUUGUACGCGGUGUGGCUUUGUUACUGAAUAUAAACAUCACUUGGAGUACCACCUUCGGAAUCAUAUGGGAUCUAAGCCGUUUCACUGCAAGAAGUGUGCAUAUUCAUGUGUGAACAAGUCGAUGUUGAAUUCUCAUAUGAAGUCGCAUACGAAUGUGUAUCAGUUCCGUUGUCGUGAUUGCACUUACGCCACCAAAUACUGUCAUUCUCUCAAAUUACAUCUCAAAAAAUACAAUCAUACUCGUGCUGGUGACGCGAAUGAUUCCACUGUCAUUAAUGGUCACCACAAUACGGUAUCACCAUUCGAAUCUGCUAAUGAGAGCGACUCGUUGAGACGUUUAAGUGAAUCGUACAGCAUGAACGGCGCUGAUGAAGAUACCAGCCCUAGACCUACUUCUACAAUACCGACCGCCCAGCAAUCUCUUGCAAAUAGUACGGCUAUGAAUCUCAAUCCGAUGGUCACUUCAAGUUCGUUGAAUCUGGCAUCGCAGUUGUUAUUGCGACAACACCAGCUAGAGCAAAUGGAUGUAGUGAUGCGAAUGAACGGUCUGUCGGGUGGCAUAACCCCUUCAGCUAUGUUGCCGAAUGUCUCGUCGACAACCACAAACAGCCCUGCAGCAGUAUCUCGAUGUGCUCUCUGCAACUAUCAAGCUCUGAAUGAAGAAGAUAACCUGCGACAUCAAAUGACUCAUCUGAUAGCCCACCAAGCUGAUCCAGCUGCUACUGCUGCUUCUCUCUACAAUUCUAUCGCAUCUAUUCAAAACUGCAAUAAUCAACCACUCACGACGACCUCACCUCGGGUUGUUAACGAAUGCGAUGAGAAGCGAAGAUUGUCGACCAGUGAUGGGAAGUUGAAUGAUGACGAUAAGGAACAGAUGCUCGAACGCUGCUUCAACAAUACUUCUGGUGAUACACAUCAAACGUCACCUGUAGAAUCAGCGAAAAGUAGUGGCGAUGAGGGGUCGUUGACAGCAGAGGAGAUGUGUGCUGAGAAGGGAGGUGGUGCAUCGAAACGAAAGGCUGGAUUGAAGUUGAAUCAGAUCGCUGCACGAUUGCACGAGAAGAAUUCACCGGGAGUCGAUGAUAUGCACAUUGUGGAUAGCACAGAUUGCGUGACCAGUGAGAGGAUGGAUGACGAUGAGAAGGAGCUAAGUCCGUUGGCUGUAACUCUGCCAAUCUCCGCACCGAUCGCUUCAAGACCCACCCCGACAAGAGUUCUUCCCACACCGCUGACAUUCACCACGGACACCACCAAUCUGAACAUCUUCCAACAAGCGUGCAUUGCACAUAUGCAAAAUAUGGAGCAGAAACUGCGUUCAGCAUUCGAUAUGUGGCGUUUUUCAUGUCCGCAUUGCAAGAUGGCCUUUCAAGACGAGCCAUUAUUCCAUAUUCAUAUGGGGUAUCACGGAUACGAAAAUCCGUUCAAGUGCAAUCGCUGCGGUCAGGCGUGCAACGAUGGUCUAACUUUCAAUCUACAUCUUCUUCAAGCUAAACAUUGA
Molecule: messenger RNA, 2736 nt
Organism: Anisakis simplex (herring worm)
Lineage: Eukaryota; Metazoa; Nematoda; Chromadorea; Rhabditida; Anisakidae
Source: the annotation of a GenBank genome assembly